Camellia sinensis is the source of this 1203-nucleotide messenger RNA. Lineage: Eukaryota; Viridiplantae; Streptophyta; Magnoliopsida; Ericales; Theaceae. The record is from RefSeq and is a predicted model, not a curated record.
CUUGGAAUUCAAACCCCCAAGAUUUUAUGGAGAGCCAUUAAAUUGCCUCAAGUUAUGGAGAGCAGUCAUCAGACUUGGUGGCCUGGUCCGGAUUCCAUUGGAAUCGUUGCUAUUUCUCAUGGUUGCACUGGUGUGGCAACGCGUGCUUGCGGCCUGGUGGGUUUAGAGCCUACAAGGGUUGCAGAAAUCCUUAAGGAUCGGCCUUCGUGGUAUCGCGAUUGCCGAGCUGUGGAUGUUCUAAAUGUGCUGCCUACCGCUAAUGGUGGAACCAUUGAGCUGCUUUACAUGCAGCUCUACGCACCAACAACUUUGGCAGCUGCUCGUGAUUUCUGCUUGUUACGCUAUACUUCUGUUAUGGAGGAUGGCAGUCUCGUGGUAAGUGGUUCUUCAAGUUUAUUAAUUCAAUGUUUAUUCAAUUGUAGUCCAUCUAGCUAUUGUUCCUAGUCUGCUGCUUGGGUCUCCAACCAAUCACCUUUUUGUUGUUGAAUGGCCCUAAUGAAAUACUCAGGUGUGUGAAAGAUCACUUAAUAUGGUCUGGUCUAUCCCUUGUAGUUUGACGAAACAGGUUUCCCAGAAAUUUUAGUUUGACGAACUUAUUUCCAUUUUAUCAUGUGCAUUAUCUUUUACUAUGGUCUGGUCUAUCCCUUGUAGUUUAUCUACUAGUUACAUACAUUAACCCUAAUGCUGAAUGGAAUCUUAGAAUAUUAUAACUACUGGCUCCAUUUCAUAAAUUUAUUGGGAAAAAUUCCAAGUACUUGGAUUUGUGCACUUAUUUUUGAUGGGGGGAAUAAACUAUUAUUUUAUUGACACAUUUUGCCUAUAGUAUCAAGUUUGAUGAAGUCAAUAAUAUUAACAACUUUCAUUUUAUCAUUUUCAUUAUCUUUUACCAUGGUGUGGAAUGAGAGUAGUUUUUGUUUUAUUACAUCAAUUGAUUGGUCCAUGGACAUGAGCAGUAUAAUUUUGUCAUCUAAGCUUCUCCACUAUCAAAAAUUUAUUUGUAAAUGAUAUGGAGCAUGAUUUGUUGUCAUCUGGCCUGCUUUGGUAUUGCACACUUGUUGAGAUAUUUCUCUCAAUAUCAAAUCUGUGACAAUCUAAAUUGAACUGAUGGUAAAAACAAUAGUAACCAAUGUUUUAUUGGUCAAUACUUCAAGUAAGGAUAUUGUGGUGCAUGGUAAACUAGGAAAUCUGCUAAUAUGCAGUAGC